This is a messenger RNA of Beta vulgaris subsp. vulgaris (sugar beet), 1608 nucleotides long. Its product is annotated as wall-associated receptor kinase 17. Gene Ontology annotation, molecular function: ATP binding; protein serine/threonine kinase activity; calcium ion binding. Gene Ontology annotation, biological process: protein phosphorylation; cell surface receptor signaling pathway. The annotation marks the transcript as partial. The transcript is spliced from 2 exons. Lineage: Eukaryota; Viridiplantae; Streptophyta; Magnoliopsida; Caryophyllales; Amaranthaceae. The record is from RefSeq and is a predicted model, not a curated record. Gene Ontology annotation, cellular component: plasma membrane.
UCAUCAACUGUGCAAUAUAAUUGUGCUUUUGACAGCUUUCUUUUUCUCAAUAAGUACUAUUGCGAGAUCAUCUCUCAGAUUAUAUGUCCUCUUGCAGAUGUUGAUGAGUGUACUGGGCCAAACAACCCUUGCUCUCAUAUAUGUAGCAACACCCCUGGCAGUUACAAAUGCUCUUGCCCUAAAGGAUAUCGUGGUGAUGGUCUGAAGAAUGGCACCCAUUGUUCUACUGAUCGUUCAGAGUUUGUAACAAGGUUCAGUUUAGGUAUGAGCUUUGGAUUCUUGUUGUUGGUAAUUGUGGUGAGUUGGAUAUAUUUCAUCAUCAAAAAAAGGAAACUUAUGAAAAUACGGGGGAAAUUCUUUGAGCAGAAUGGAGGAAUACUAAUGACACAACAACUUUCUCCAAAUGGAGGAACUAUGGAGUCAUCGAAAUUAUUUUCUGCUGCUGAAUUAAAAGCCGCAACAAAUAAUUAUCGUGAAGAUCGUAUUCUAGGGAAAGGUGGUUAUGGUACAGUAUACAAGGGUCUUUUAAAGGACGGUCGUGAAGUUGCAAUCAAGAAAUCUAAAGUGGCUGAUCAAACUCAGGUUGAGCAAUUCAUUAAUGAAGUAGUUAUUUUGACGCAAAUCAAUCAUCGAAAUGUGGUGAAACUUCUAGGAUGUUGUCUUGAAACUGAGGUUCCUUUGCUCGUAUAUGAAGUUAUCUCAAAUGGUACUCUCUACGAACAUAUCCAUAGAUAUAAAGGUAUGACAUCUUGGCUUACUUGGGCAAAUUGCGUAAGGCUUGCCACGGAGGCUGCUGAUGCACUUUCAUAUCUCCAUUCAGCCGCAUCAAUACCAAUAAUUCAUAGAGAUGUUAAAUCCACCAACAUACUACUAGACGAAGCUUAUACUGCCAAAAUAGCUGAUUUUGGUGCCUCAAGGUUAGUACCGAUUGAUCAAACACAAGUGACAACAUUAGUUCAAGGUACGUUGGGAUAUCUGGAUCCAGAGUACUUCCAUACAAGCCAGUUGACAGAGAAAAGUGAUGUUUAUAGCUUCGGAGUUGUCCUUGCAGAGCUUUUAACCAAAGAAAUACCUCUUUCCUCACAAAGAAAAAUGGAAGAGAGAAACUUGGCAACAUACUUUGUCUUGUCGAUGAAAGAAGAUCGCCUAAUGGAAAUCCUUGAUCCUCAGCUAGUGAGGGAAGCUAGUGAAGUGCAGCUAGCUACAAUGGCCAAUCUUGUAAGGAAAUGCCUAAAUGUUCGAGGCGAAGAUAGGCCUACCAUGAAGGAAGUGGCUCUUGAAUUAGAGGGAUUAAAGAAGCAAAGCAGGCAUCCUUGGGGCGAGCAAAACUACGAGGAGACAACUGGUUUAAUGGGGCAACAUGAUCUGUACCCGGUGUCUUCAAAUGGUAAUCCAAGUACUGGGGAAUUUUCUGGACAAUACUCGGUGCAAAUGGAUAUAAUUACUGAAAUGAAUCGCCCUCGUUGAUACUUCUAGCAUGCAAUUCUUCUUUCCAAAGUAAAAAGAAAAAAAUUACUAGAAACCACCUUCGAACUAAUUUGUUUCUUGUUGAUAUUUGUUGCUGAUCUUUCAUUUUAUUGUUGUCGAAGUCUUAUGAUUUGCCCUCUC